Messenger RNA from Fonsecaea erecta, 876 nucleotides. RefSeq lists its product as hypothetical. Gene Ontology annotation, molecular function: heme binding; oxidoreductase activity, acting on paired donors, with incorporation or reduction of molecular oxygen; iron ion binding. The transcript has a single exon. NCBI's taxonomy places the organism in Eukaryota, Fungi, Ascomycota, Eurotiomycetes, Chaetothyriales, Herpotrichiellaceae. The record is from RefSeq and is a predicted model, not a curated record. Bases 1 to 876 code for a protein of 291 amino acids.
AUGGACUCAUUGGAAUCUGCGUUCGGCUUCCCCUUACCCCCAUCACUGAAGGGCUAUGUGUCCCACUCCUCCUCGUCCAUCACCAUGUUCACACCGCGUGCUCUCGUCGCUGCGUCUGCAGUCAUACUCCUGUUCCUCUGGCUAGGCCGUCUGGUCCUUUCUUCUUCCAGAUUACGCCGUCGUCUUCCCCCAGGCCCUCCCCGACUCCCGAUCAUCGGCAACUUGCACCAAGCGCCCCAGGUGUAUCCGUGGCGCGUAUACCAGGAAUGGACCAAGCAGUACGGACCCGUGUUCAGCCUGCAAUACGGCAUGAACACCAUCAUCAUGCUGGGCACCUACCAAGCGGCGCACGACCUGCUGAACAAGCGGAGCCACAUCUACAGCUCGCGCCCGAGGGCAGUCAUGGGCGGCGAGUGCCUCAGCCGCGGUCUGCGCACGCUGCUCAUGCCCUACGGCCAACAGUGGCGCAACCACCAGCGUCUCCAGGCCUCGUACCUCAACGUCCGAGUCUCCCAGAGCUACCGUUGCGUGCAGGACCUCGAGAGUAAACAGCUCCUCUACGAGUUCCUAUCGCCUGGGGUAGACUUCGUGGAUCGCUACCAUCGAUACUCGUCGAGCGUCAUCUUCGCGCUCGCUUACGGCCGACGCCUCCCCGUCGGCGACGAGCCGGAGAUCCAGGCCAUUGACGAGGUAAUGAAGAACUUUCUCUAUGCCGCCCGCGUGGGUACCUGGCUCGUCGACGCGGUCCCCGUACUAAACUAUCUACCUAAAUUUCUGGCGCCGUGGAGACGACUCGGGGAUAGGCUUCAUAAGCUCGAAUCCACCCUCUGCAUCGACAACAUGACCAAGGGCCUCAACUCGGCGUCGUGGAACUAG